UGUCGUCAUCGCAACCUUUCCCAGAAGCGGUACGACGUGGACACAAGAGAUUGUGUGGACGAUGAGGAAUGGUUUGGAUUUCAAUAUGGCAUCCACAGUUUCCCUCGACGUCCGGUCGCCUUUCUUAGAGUAGUGUACGUUGCAAGGAAUCCCCGCGACGUGUGUGUGUCUUACUAUCAUCACCAGAAGUCCUUGAAAGUUGCAGAAUUUAUUGGAGACUUUCCUGAUUUUGUCGAUUUUUGGUGUCGCGAUUUAUGUCUUCAAGCACCUUAUUGGGAGCACCUGAAGGAGGCUUGGGAGCUGCGAAAUCACCACAAUUUCCUUUUCCUCUUCUAUGAGGAUAUGAAAGAAAACCUGAUGAGGGAACUAAAGCGCCUUGAUGCCUUCCUCGGUACGGGACUGGCAGAGGAGCAGCUCCACCAAGUUGCCGAGUUCACCGGUAUUUCUCGUAUGAAAAACAGGAGCUCUGUUAAUCCGGGAUCCAGUUCUUACUCUGAACAAGCUUUGAAAGAUGGAAGGCGUGACUUUAUUAGAAAUGGAAUUACUGGAGAUUGGAUGAAUUACUUCAAUCCUGAACUGGAAGCCAAGUUUCAAGCAUGGAUGAAGAAAGGUGAAAAAGUGGCUGAGAAGAUCCCGUUCAAGUAUCAUAUUCAGCAAGCAUAGACAACUGAACUCAUGGAGUGCAAAUAACAUAAAGACACGACUAAAGAAUGAUCUGACAGCUUGAUCAUCCUGUUUUGGUGGGAAAAAAAAUAUGAACGUUGUUUUAGAAAUCAUAUUUCCAGAUGGUACAUACACGGUGAUUUAGUAAAAUAAAGGUAUUAAUGGCUGAAAACUGUA
Messenger RNA from Portunus trituberculatus (swimming crab), 840 nucleotides. RefSeq names its product sulfotransferase family cytosolic 1B member 1-like. Lineage: Eukaryota; Metazoa; Arthropoda; Malacostraca; Decapoda; Portunidae. The annotation marks the transcript as partial. Gene Ontology annotation, molecular function: sulfotransferase activity. The transcript is spliced from 4 exons. Gene Ontology annotation, cellular component: cytoplasm. The record is from RefSeq and is a predicted model, not a curated record. Gene Ontology annotation, biological process: sulfation.